UUUCAAUUUUUUCCAGCAGAUAAGGAAUUGAAAGUUGCCCUUAUUGUAAUAAAUAUGCCAUUAGGUGGUAUGUUUGACAAGUUCAAGAAAUUGUGCAAUAUUGGUGAGUGACAUGUAAACUUUCUGGUGAUGAAAAGUUCUAUCAAUUUCAGUUUGAACAUUGAAGUAUUUUUAAGAGAGUCAGAGAUAAAUAUUGUGAUCAAUAACAUUACAUAAGAACAUUAAUGAAUGAAAUUUACUUUUAGCCAAGGCCAUUUUAAAUUGUUCAAUUCCAUGAUAGCUUGCUGUCGAAUUGUUCAUCAGACCUCUAAAAUUUUUUGAUCAAGUUUUUCAGUUGUCAUCUUUGGUAAUCUUUUCCAUCCUUAUAACUUGAUGCAUGCUCUCUUGAUGUUUUUAUUUUUUAUUUCUGUAUUUGUUAAAGAACUUAUAUAUUUAAAAAAUUUUCCUACUUAGUUCAAAGCUUUUUUGAUCAAUUAUUUUUUUAUGAUGAGGUAGGCUCAAAAGUAUAUUUAUUGUCAUUCUGCAGCAAGUGUUAAGAGUUACACUGAUGGAGGCAGCAGCCAAGUUUUUAACGUAGUUGGUGAGGAACAAGAAAAGUGAGUUUACAUGUAACUUGUAUGAGCCUAGGAGACAUCUCUGUCAUUCUUCACCAGAGACCUAGAAACCAAAACUUAGAAAAUCAUGAACACUUUGAUUUAAUUCCUAGAGGUUGAUUGUGUACUAAACAAUCAUAAUGGCAUUCAACACACACAAGAAAAUCUCAAAAUCAUGAAUAGUUACUGUUUAUGUUUAUUUGUUCUCACACUCAAUUGGCUUUUUCCUUGGAACAGAAUGACAUUCCUAAGGGUUAUGGUGUUCACCAGGCUUUCAAGGUGUCACAGUAAGCUAAUACUAAAUUUGUGCUGCCCUCUGUUAUGUGAUUUACACUAGAUAUCUGCCAGACUAUAUCAGUGGUGAUUUUGACUCAGUUGAUCCUGACAUUUUGAACUUUUACAAGGGAAAGGUAGGAUGUGAAUCUGCAGUGAACCUUUCUUGUGCUCUUUAUUAACUAGGUGAGUUUUAUCCUGGCUUAUGGCCAUGGGCAGACAAAAUUAAAUGUAAAAUCUGCUGAUCACUUUUCAUUAGCACUCCACUCUUACAUUUUUUGCAGGGCGUGGAGAUAAUCCCUACCCCAGACCAGAAUGAAACAGACUUAACAAAGUGUCUUAGAAUUUUAAUAAGCAACAAAAGCAUCAGUGAGGUACAAUGUAAACUAUUUAAUUUGUUUACUUUUGACAUAAAACAGGUUUCUGAACCUAAUAAACUUUCCUGUUUUAGCAUCUAGUAAAACCAGCCAACAACCAUUUAGUGAAUUCUUAAAGAGAGGUUUUUUCUACUUGCUGGCUCCUUUCAGCAGCUUCAGCCCCUGCCCACCCCACCCUGAGGAUUUUUUCACACUGUCUAAUAUAUUGGAAUGUGUUUUUUUUUAGUUUGAUCAGAUUGUUGUUAUGAAUGCAUUUGGUGGACGUCUUGACCACACCAUGGCUAACAUAGAAACCAUGUUUCACAUCACAAAGCUGACAAACAAACCCCUUUAUUUGAUGUCCGAGGACUCAGUUGCUUGUCUUCUCAUGCCGGUAAAUACGGGUACCUCGGAUUUUAACUUAAUUUUCUGCCCCCUUCCCUCUCCCCCCUUCCCCCUUUCCCCCUUUCCCCCGCCUCCCUUACUGUAGUGAUUGAGUAGCUGUACUUCUUUUCUGGGACCUUGUCUUCCAAAUGAUUUAAAUCAAAGGAGUGGCUAAGGCACGCCCUAGGAGAGACAUAAAUCCUUCUUUACCUUUCGAUGAUGCCCACCUUUAUUAGCGCUACGACACGAGCGUUUCUUCGACCAUCCCUGUUUACCCCGUCUUCAUUGGCCUUCAGUAAGAGCCCGAAACAAUAAGUAUUUUUAAAACACAACCACAAAGCUCUUCACGAGAGGGCACAUGACUCUAUCGAUGAUCUCGUUGCUGUCCCAGUAGCAUGCGACACGAUUGUUUCUUAGCCUGCGGAAAAGUGUGAGUCCUUAGACACGAUUGUUUCUCAGCCUCCAGAAAAGUGUGAGUCCACUGAUAAUGAGGACCAGUUCGAAAACUAACCUUGAUAUCUUGAGUGCCAGACCCCCGGCAGACCUCUCUCCAACUCGUCUCAAAUCUUUCCGCGGGCGGAGGGACACGCGUCCCGUAGGGCUGAUAAUGAGGGCCUGUUCGCAAGGUAUUUAAAACCUGACCGCAUACUUCUGGACAUUUAGUAGAAAACUGCAAAAUCCUGUAUCCACCCCUGCCCAUGCCUUUCUUUCGCGUAAUCUUGAAGUUACUUGUGAUGAGUAUUGGCAGCGUUUAAUGAUCUCCCUUUCCAUGUAAGGGAAAUCAUGUCAUCCACGCGAACACUGGUUUAGAAGGAGACUGGUGCGGGGUUAUACCGAUAGGCGCCAAGUGUACACACAUUACUACAACUGGCCUGAAAUGGAACUUAAGUAAGUCAACUUCACUUUUUUUAUGGCUAGUAUAUUCGUUAAAAAAUUUUAUAAAGUUAGAGGGCUAAAAACAGAUUCUCUGUAACCCUUACUAUUAAAGUUGCACAACUCUCAGGAAAUUGACGUUUCCUCGCUAAAAUAAACACCACUUAUUUGUAACGACUUCAGGUGUUGGAUCAUUGUUGCACAAUUUUGUUGCUCCGCAGUCAGAGAAUAACUGUAGUCUCGAGGGAUGUUUCGGGAACUAUUAGAUGGAGUUUAACUGCAGUCCCGCGACGCUCCAGUAUUGCGGUUGGCGACUACUGUGGUAUCACUAGAAUGUUGGCCCUUCCGAUGUUUAGUCGUAUUUCCCUUUUUCCCUUAUGUUUAUUCAAGUUUUCUUUCUUUGAUUUUCUCACAGUCAAGUUUUUCAUUGAAUUUUUAUCACAGGUGAUGGUCAGUUAGAGUUUGGAACCUUGGUCAGUACAUCAAACACAUAUGACGGAGGUGGAGUUGUUACCAUAGAAACCGACACCACUGUUUUGUGGACCAUGGGAGUUAAAUAA
Pocillopora meandrina is the source of this 3039-nucleotide messenger RNA. NCBI's taxonomy places the organism in Eukaryota, Metazoa, Cnidaria, Anthozoa, Scleractinia, Pocilloporidae. The record is from the annotation of a GenBank genome assembly.